UUUCAGGGUUUCAUAAAACAUAAAUUUCCCUGCUCCCUUAGUGCCUGGUUUCCCCCGGAAAGGCCGUCACUUCCUACCAGCUUUGUGUGUACCCUUCCUGAGAACAUGUGUGAGCAGGCUCAGGUACUCUGCACGCGUGUCGUGCAGCUGUGUUGAGAGUGCUUGGGCCAUUGCACUGCCUCUUACAUGUCCUGUUUCCUUACGUGCAUGUGUCAGGCCACGUGAACUAUCCUGCACCCUGCUUUUUUCCACUAAACACGGUUUAGAGAUACUGGUGUCUUUACAGCUUCCUCACUGUUCUCAUGGCUGCAUAAUUACUGUUACAUGGACGUACUGUGGCUUACUUAACCAGCCCCCUGUAAAGGGCUGUUCGCUCUGAUGGUCAUGUCCAGUGCCUGUGUAUGCGUAUCUGUGCACAUGUGCUAGUGGCUGUUUUAUUUGACUUCUUUUGGAGUCACUUGUGCAUGGACACACAGCCUUUCAGCACCUGACCCAGGUUUUGUAAGAUAAACCCAUGAAAGCGGUGUCACUGGCCCAGAGGGUGUGAUAUCCAUUCAUUGUCUUUUUCUUUUUUUUUUGGACCUUUCUUAUUUUGCACGUUAAAGACAUUGACAGUCCUCCCCGUGUUGGAACUGACUUCCUUGACACAGCGACCCUGCACCGCUGCCGGCCCUCCUCCCCCUUCCCUGGCGAGGCCUCCAGCACGGCCUCACUUCUCAUGACUCAGCAGGCGGGCACCCCGCCAGCUGCGUCUUUGCAGAGUGAAAUCAAAGGGAAAGGCACAGAGGGCGAAGCCCAGGGGAACCAGUGCCCAGCGGAGUCCCACAGGUGCACCUCAGUCUCCCAGCAGCUAGCUGGACAGCACGUAUGAAGCGUUACCCCCCAGGGAAGCGCCUCAGACUCACUGCCCAGGGUUUUUAUUGAGGGCUGGCCGCACAUGGACAGCCCCUGCCCGGCACGGACCAAAAUUCCAGACUCCUGGCAGGAGGGCAGGGGUUUAGCGUAAACCAUACUGUUCGCACAAGCCGUUUUGGUAAGUAACCCACCCUUCUCAGGUAGCGGGUGGGCGCCAUCUCCAAAUCCAGUUCCAGACACCAGCCGAGGGCUGACCUUGGAAGGAGGCCUCUCAGAGACCACGGCCAGGUCUGCUUGGUGAACCCCUGUGCACCCCCUAAUUUGACAGGCCGCUGAGGCUUUGCACCUGACCGUGCUCUCAGUGUAUCUCCCGUGAUGUCGUGAGUGACUGUCUCUCCUCUGACUGUGAAGUAUGAGUUCUGGUCACUUACUCAGUGUUAGCCCCGAGUCUCCCCCUCAGGGUGGUAGGCUGUCCUGCCAGCCCUUCAUGCCGACAGCGUUCAGCGUGAACUCGCCAUCUUCCUUCUGAGAUCGCUUUCCUCCCCAGUUGUACUGCUGUAGGUAGUGGCCCCAUGUGGACAGUUUCCUUUGAAGUAUUUCUUGUAUCUGCGUCCUCCCACCCCCUCAGUGUCUCCUGCUAUCAGCCCAGAUUAUGUCCUCAUCCCCAGGCUUGCUGGAAGUUGUCCCCAAAAACCCCCUGCCCUCCAGCUAAUUAUACCCCCACUGGAUUGCUGUUCCCAAACCCACUGUCAGAAUUUCACUCUAAAACCUGGCCCUGGCUCCGUGUUUAACUGCUUCCUUCCUAGUUGCUGUCUCCCAGGUGCGUUUUGUCUUCUCCUGCCUCUGCUUUUGCAAGGUGACAUCUCUGCCUGAACUGGCUUCCUCUCUGCCUAACUUCUUCCCCGCUCACGCCGUGCCUCCUUCCUAAACUGUCUUCGGCUGCCUCAGAAUUCUUUAUACAGUUUUCUGAAGCGUUUAUUUGACACCUACUGCCCCGCUUUUUUGUGGUGAAACAGUCAGGGUUUGUAGUUGCAAGCACAGAGACCAGUCUCCAACUGAAGUAGAAAAGGGAUGUGCCGGGUGGCACUGAGGAGUCUCGGGUCUUCAGUAGGCAGGACUGAAGAGCCAGGCUCGGCAGCCAGACAGCCACAGACGGCAGCCCCACCCGCGCUCCUGUCACACCGGCUGCCGCCACUGGUCGCGUCACAGGGGCCUGACCGGCUCGGGCACGGGGCUCUGGGUGGCCGCAGGUGAGGUGAGAGGCUUAGGGCCCGGGAAGGGCGGUGGGGUCUGUGACUGACACGGGGGUGCUGAACGCAGCCCGCCUGAGCUGUCGUGAGGUUGGGUGUGACCCGGCUGUUGGGUUGUUAGGGCAGACGCGCCAGUGAAGAGUGUCCAUCUGCUGAGGGCUGGCAGGCGGGCAUCGGGGAGCCCAUGCGUGGGGGCCACUGGGCCUGGCAGGCCGCCCGCUGGCCGCCCGCCCCCUCCCUUGCCAUAGGAGCAGUGGUUGUGAGCGGGCGAGCGGGCCGCGGGGCGUCUGCCUGCUUCCGUGGUCCGGAAGUGCCGAGUACUGCUGCCGGGACUCGAGGUGCUUCCCGAGGCAGAGAGCGGUCACCCGGACAACUGAAACGGCAAAUGGCCGAACUCUGCAACACGGCUGCUGCUCAGGAACAACGUAUUAACAGUUGCAGCAGUCUGUCAGCAGUGACGGAGUCGAUGACGGCCUCAAAAAGCUCUUCCCAACCUUGAAACUAAAUAUAUAAUAAAAUGUCUGUGGUUAUAAACAUCGUAAGUGCUUAUUACAGAAAUCGGGAAAAGCCAGUCCAGAGAGGGGUGUGGUUACCUCCAGCGCUCAUCGCUGUUACUUCGGCCUGGGCUUCGUGACACUCACAGAAAUGGAUUCCUGAAUAAAAUAGUAAGAUACUUAAAGAAAAGACAUCUGGAAAAUAAGUGAAGAAAAUUAGAAUCUCAUCCUUCAGGAAAACCACUGCAGCACUUGUGGCUGACUUCCUUACAGUGUUCGCUCUUUCCUGCUCAGCGCUUACUGUUACUGGAGACCAGCCGUCUAGUUUUGCAGGCCACUUUCUCACGAAUGCUUGUAUCACCAGUGUUUUUGUGUUACUAAAUAGUCUGCAUAAGUAUGAGUUGAACGUAUACAAACAUUCAAAGUUACAAAAACUGUUCUCAUUUUAUUGAGAGAUUUAGAGCGUGGAAGGUCCUGCUCUUCUUGUCCUCGGGCCGAGGCCCCGAAGAUCGGGGUGGAGGAGUAGUGCCUCCCACGUUCCCUGCACACAGAACCGUCCGCUCUGGUGUGCAGCUGGAGCCUUGCUCUGCUCGCCCACCCAGCCUGCCCUCGGCAGCCGCUCGUCUCGUUACUCACCUGCAGGUGCCUGGCCUCCCACAGCCCAGUUUGUGGGCUGGUGAGAGCGCCUUCAUCCCUAGUGAUUACUGGCCAUCUCUCGACCUGUGUCCUGGAUGUAAAGGUGACGGCCAUGUCCUGCCCUGCACAGCUGACAGUCCAGGGAAUCCCCUACGUCGGGACCAUUUCUGAGCCGCUGGAGCCUGGAACUUCGAUUGUACUACGUGGGCACGUCCCUGGUGACUCAGACAGAUUCCAGGUGGACCUGCAGUGUGGCAGCAGCGUGAAGCCCCGGGCGGACGUGGCCUUUCACUUCAACCCACGGUUCAAAAGGGCCAACUGCAUUGUUUGCAACACUCUGAGAAAUGAAAAGUGGGGGUGGGAAGAGAUCACCUACGACAUGCCUUUCAAAAAGGAAGAGUCUUUUGAAAUCGUGAUCAUGGUCCUGAAAGAGAAAUUCCAGGUGGCCGUCAAUGGCAGACACAUCCUGCUGUACGCACACCGCAUCCCCCUGGACAAGGUAGACACGCUGGGCAUCCGCGGCCAGGUGACCAUUCGCUCCGUCGGCUUUUGUUUCAGCCCGGUACCAAAGUCUGACAUGCCGCAGUUUACCCUGCCCUAUGUGGCGAAGUUGAACUCCUCCAUGGGCCCUGGACGGACGGUCGUCAUUAAAGGAGAAGUGAACACAUGCGCCAAAGGCUUUAAUGUUAAUCUACGCUCAGCAAAAUCCAGGGCGAUUGCUCUCCACCUGAACCCACGCCUCAACAGUAAAGCGUUCGUGAGGAAUUCGUUUCUUCAGGAGUCCUGGGGAGAAGAAGAGAGAAAUAUUACCUGCUUUCCAUUUAGUCCUGGGAUGUACUUUGAGAUGAUAAUUUAUUGUGACGUGAGAGACUUCAAGGUGGCAGUGAACGGCGCACACAGCCUGGAGUACAAGCACAGGUUCAAGGAGCUCGGUGACGUCGACACGCUGGAGGUUGACGGCGACAUCCGCUUGCUGGAAGUGAGGAGCUGGUAGCCGCCCGCCUGCCCGCCCGCUGCAGAAGCUGAAAUACAGAGUGGCUUCCGUAACACUGGCCUGGCUGGCGUGCGUCUCCCCGGCACGGCACGGUUCAUGUACACUGUUAACUAGCGAGCUUGCAGAGUUCGGUCCCCGCACCCGGCCGUGCCGGGCAGGGCGGCGUCGUGUAGCAGAGUCUGAGUAGCACCUUCUCGCCGUUACCGAGGCCUCUCCCCUCCCCUGGCCUCCCCUGCUUAGACCCACUUCACUGAGCGCUCCCCUGCCAGCUGUGUGCUGGGAGCCCCCGGGCUCCCUGCUCUGCUGAGCUCAGACCCUCCUUUGCCAUCGCACCAUUGUUUCCUUUUCAGGCACUACAUAAACUCACCAGGGACUUGAGAGGAUCACUCUUAAAUCACCUAAAGACACUAGUUACAGGGCGACCGCUCACACCCAGGCUCAGCCACGUCCCGUAACCGAAAGACUUGCACCUGGCGGUUUUCUUUAGCACCGUUCUUAGCUCUACUAGCCGCAAGCGUUACUGAGUCAUUAACACGAUGAACUCAACACAGCACGAGAAGGCAAAAAAAAGCUGUUUGGCAAACAAACCAAAUGGCGUUGAGAUUUACUUGCUGUCAAUCUCAAGGCCUCUGCUUUCCGCACCAGUAACUGCUCAUUUUAGAUGCUGGCACUGACGCAAGCCAGACGCCUGCACGCACUCUACACAAAGUUCAAGGUGGGAGCAAGACGAAUUCAACGUGUACAGUUUUACGGGAAACAGGGCAGUGUCAGGAUUAGACUGAUCGACGAGGCAGGCCCCACCAGGUGACCUUGCCUGGCGAGAGGCAGCACAAGCCCGCCCCGUGCAAACCAGCUCAGCCCUGCGCUUCCGAGCGCGGCCCCGUCACCGUUAGCACCUGAGAUCAGAACAGCGCCCCGCUUUGAUUAAAUCAGACCUGUGCCAGCAAGUCGGUGCUGCGCUGCUGGGAUGUUUUGUUGCUCUUUGAAGAGAGCUGGCAGGUCUUUGUAGAAUUCUUACAGGUCAGGUCUCGUUGCAGGAAACUUCAAAGGCUUGGGACGGGGAGGUAAACAGCUCAGUCAGAUCAUCUUAUGGUAAAUUGCUGGGCUGAACUGGCCAGGAUUUGGGGGAACACCGUUGUAACAGUUUUUGGUUAGGCGUGAUUUGUAAUAAUAACGUCUAUUACCAAUCUUUCAGCACUAAUGCUUUCCCACCUUUUCCUGUUAUUUUAUUGUGCUGAGUUAUGCAAGCUUAAAAAAAAAAUGGAGGGGGAACGUUGGGAAAGUUGUGAAAGGCAAGAAGGGGGUAAAAUCCCCCAGGGCUAUUUUUCCCUUCACAAAAGAACAUCUGACGACACAGGUUUUGGUCUUUGGUCUUUCAGACUAAGCCUCUUUAAACUUCCUUAGCAACACAUCUGAUAAAAGCUGAGCUCUUUGCAAAAAAAAAAAAAACCACCAGAGGGCAUGGCAGGAA
Molecule: messenger RNA, 5700 nt
Organism: Camelus dromedarius (Arabian camel)
Lineage: Eukaryota; Metazoa; Chordata; Mammalia; Artiodactyla; Camelidae
Gene: LGALS8
Product: galectin 8
Exons: 8
Coding region: 3348-4229 (293 amino acids)
Biological process (GO): lymphatic endothelial cell migration
Cellular component (GO): cytoplasm
Molecular function (GO): carbohydrate binding; integrin binding
Source: RefSeq, a predicted model, not a curated record